This is a messenger RNA of Ctenopharyngodon idella (grass carp), 6844 nucleotides long. It is a transcript of the gene zeb1a, whose product is annotated as zinc finger E-box binding homeobox 1a. The record is from RefSeq and is a predicted model, not a curated record. The transcript is spliced from 10 exons. Gene Ontology annotation, biological process: anatomical structure development; regulation of transcription by RNA polymerase II. Gene Ontology annotation, molecular function: RNA polymerase II cis-regulatory region sequence-specific DNA binding; DNA-binding transcription factor activity, RNA polymerase II-specific. NCBI's taxonomy places the organism in Eukaryota, Metazoa, Chordata, Actinopteri, Cypriniformes, Xenocyprididae. The coding region runs from base 295 to 3927 and encodes 1210 amino acids.
AUAGUACAGUCCGCCGUGCAGUUAUGAGCACCGUGCUACCUUUUCCUGUGCGUGCGUGCGUGCGUGUGACAACGAGCGCGGAUCCGCUCGCGACGUAACACGCUCAGGAGCCGUCAACGUGUUUACCUGAACGGUGAGAAGACAACGGAGCGAGCCAAUGUCCUCUUUUACCGUUCAUCACACUCCUCGCGUGUCCAGAGCAGUGAUUGCACAGACGCUGGAAGGGAAUCGGUGUGUGAAACGCGAUCUGCCCGACAGAAGCGCGAGAGAGGCGGUCAGCACACUCCACGGCAAAUGGCAACUUGUGCAGUGAGGAGUUUUAGCAGUGUGCCGGAGGCGACCUCAGAUUCAGAUGAUGAAGACAAACUGCACAUUGUAGAGGAGGACAGUAUUGCUGACGAUCCUGACCAAAAGUCCUCAGUAUUCCAGCUCAAAGCAGCACGGCAGCUCUCUGACACAUGCAUACAGGACGAUGGCAGCCUGGGGCCAGAUGCUUUAGUACAAGAAAUAAGGGUCAAAGAGGAGUGUGUCACUGAUGAGGAAGACGGUCCUGAUAAUGAUGUGGCCGGUGAGGAAAAGCAGACGGAAACGGAGCGUAAUUACUCAGAUGCCCAGGAGGAGCAUCAGAGAACGCCAGAGCGAGGGGUCCACGAUGAGAACGGUACUCCUGAUGCAUUCUCCCAACUGCACACCUGUCCUCACUGUUCCCGUGGUUACAAGCGUCACACGUCACUGAAGGAGCACAUUAAACUACGGCAUGAAAAGAGCGAGGACAACUACUGCUGCUCCCUCUGUAGCUACACCUUCACCUACCGCACGCAGCUCGUCCGUCACAUGACCGCACACAGACACGUUCGAGAGCAGCGGACUAUUUCUCAGUCAGGCGGAAACAGAAAGUUUAAGUGUACAGAAUGCUCCAAGGCCUUCAAAUACAAACAUCACCUGAAGGAGCACCUGCGCAUCCACAGCGGUGAGAAGCCGUAUGAAUGCUCUAAUUGUCGGAAGCGUUUCUCUCACUCGGGGUCCUACAGCUCUCACAUCAGCAGUAAGAAGUGUGCGAGCGUGAACAAAGCGGUCAACGGCCUGCCUCGCACACCUGGAGUGACAACGACUCUAACCAUUUCUCGCCCAACACGCAUCCUUCUGAGGGAGAAGGUGGAAAUUACUAACAAGCCUCUGCAAGAGCAGCUCCCCCUGAAACAGAUCAAACAGGAGCCUGUUGAACACCAACCCAAAUCUGCACCAGCCACACCUACAAUAGCCGCCGCAAAUACCAACGGAGUCGUGGCUCCGCAAGGUGUCGUCCAAACCUUGGUCCUGCCCACAGUUGGGCUGGUCCAGCCAAUCAGCAUCAACCUUAGUGACUUACAGAAUGCGUUGAACGCUGCGAUGGAUGGCAGGCAGCUGUUGACUAGUGGUAAUGCAAACGGAACCAAUGCUAAAAUCGUAGGCCAAGUGCCGGCGCAGACGCAGGCACAAGCUGUCGUGUUGCAGCCACAGCAGGCACAGCCCCAAGUGAUCUCCGCCAUCUCUCUACCAGUUGUGGGACAAGACGGAAAUACCAAAAUUAUCAUCAACUACAACCCCCAGCUAGACUCACAACUCAAGGGGGUAAAAGUGAACACAGUGCAGCCCACCGUGACGCAAACCGGUACGGCGCAAGCAAAAUCUACAGCUUCUAACAUUACACAGCCAAACGUGGUCCAGGUUAAUUCGGUACAGUCCAACUCGACUGAAACCCAAACAUUAGGUACACCUAAACCUACACAGGUAAAUAUCAUUAAACCAGUCCAAAGCAAACCGCCGUCUAUCAUCAAGAUAACCCCUGCACAGGCCGCCAGGUUGGUCCAAGCUCGGGCGGCACAACCUAAGCUCACCCAGCAAACUUUACUACUAGUAAGAAGGGCAGAUGGGUCGCAGAGCCUCGUGGUUCGACAAAUACCUGUCACCAAUCCCAACACGCAGGGCACCGAGAUGAAAUCAACCCCAGACAAGACUACAAACAUACCACCAGCAGACAGAAAAGGGACAACUGAAAAUACCAGUUCGCUGGAGGAUAAUUGUGAACAACAAAAACUGACUGCACCACCAGAAAUCAAAAUCAAAACCGAACCAGACUCUCCAUCCAAGGUCGAGACCGACAUGCAGAAUGAAGGAGAGAAAGAAGAGAUGAAGACAGAUGGAAAUAAAGAGGAAGGGAAACAAACAACAGCAACAACUGAUGCAGUCUCUCACUCUGGAACAGUUCACAGUGGCGUCGCCUGUGGAGAUAACUUCCAUAACUAUGUGUCAUGUCUGCUUUGUGAUAACUCCCCGAAUAAACGGAAGCUCGCAGACUCUCAAGACAGUGACGCCAAAGCGUCUCCUACAACUAUCUCUCUCACCUCUCUACUAGAUAAGGAUAAGAGUGGAGCAGCAGAACGCCUCCUUCCUCUUUUGAAGGCCUACAGUCAGAACCCAGAGCCUACUGACGAGCAGCUGUCACAGGUUGCCAAGACAGUCAAGCUUCCUCUAGAGGCGGUCAGCAAGUGGUACCAGAAGAUGCGCUCUAAAAGGAUAUUGCUACAGGCUGCAAGCAACCCGAAAAACAACCAAGAGAAAAAUACAUCUGCUGUGUCUCAAGAAACGAACUCAACUCAAGCCACCUGCACUCCCAACCAACCCCUUGAUGACACCUCAGCGGACACCCAAACUGAAAGUGCGGCUUCACCCGCCUCUCCUCCAGCCAGUCUCUCCACCGAUGAUCUCGUCAUUGUAAAGACAGAAGACGUAGAGGAGGAGUUGCAGUCUGAACCGCUGGACCUCUCACUCCCUAAGUCCAGUCCCACUCAACCCAGCACCACCACUAAGCUGUCGGUCUCCACCCAAAAGGAACCGCUCAACCUCACCUGCCUCAAGAAGCAACCGUUGCCAGGAAACACCAUCUAUGUGACGCAGGGCGGCACGGGUCCAUUAAACAUCGUGUCAGCGUCAUUGCCAACGCUGGUUGCCAUAGCAGAGCCAGGUGGUGUUCCGUGCAUCGGCACUGCAAUAACCGGUAACAAACGAACCAUCCUUAUUCCUCAGCUCACCUACACCUACACCACUAGCUCCAGCAUCAAGACGCCUGACAGUGUCUCGACAGACACAAAGGGGACGGUGAUACUCAACAAAUGUCCGAAGGUACCGGACAUCACUUCUGACUCCGUGUCAGGGGUAGAGGACCAGAACGAUGAAGAUUCACCUCUCAUGAAGAAAAGGAGGAAGACUGUUGGUGGCCUGUAUGCUUGUGAUCUGUGUGACAAAAUCUUUCAGAAGAGCAGCUCACUGCUGCGACACAAGUAUGAACACACAGGUAAGCGACCACAUGAGUGCGCGAUCUGUAAUAAGGCUUUCAAACACAAGCACCACCUGAUCGAGCACACGCGGCUACACUCCGGAGAGAAGCCCUACCAGUGUGACAAGUGUGGGAAACGCUUCUCUCACUCGGGCUCUUAUUCUCAGCACAUGAACCACCGAUACUCUUACUGCAAGAGAGACACUCAUGAACUGCCAGAACAGAUCAGCACCUCCACUCCUCCCUCUCACCUCGACUCAGACGAGAGAGAGAGCGACGCAGAGGACGAGGAGGAGGAGGAAGAGGAUUUGUCCGCUCUGGACAUGAGCGAUAUCAGAGUGGUGCGAGUAGGAGAGGAAUACGAGGAUGAUGAGGACAGCGGGGGAGAGGAAGAGCAGGACCGAGUACAUGAGGAGCAAGAGACUGAGGAAGGAGGAAUGGUUAUGGAGGUGGAGCUUGGAGAGACAGACGCUCUGGAGGAGGAAGUCGGGGAAACUGUGGAAACUGAGGAUGCUAUGGAGGUGGAGGAAUCGAGGGAGGUGUCAGGCAGAGCAGAGGACACAGUUCUCACUCAUAAUGAAGAAAACACAGAGAUGGCACCCGAGAACUGAAGAAUGAACGCUCCUUUUUUCUUUCACUCAAGUGGGACUAAUGAAAGAGGUGAUGAGCUCUUCAUCAAACUAAUCGUCGGUUGCUAUGGAAACUGUCUCAGCUCUUUACUGUGUAUAAAAACCCAGGUGUGCCUGAUUUACAAAACAUUAUUUCCUUGUUUUUUUAAAAAAAAAAGUAUUUGAGUAUAACAAGGAAAAAAGGAGAAACAAAAACUCCAACUCAACUAGACUUCACAGGACUUAAAAGUUUCAGUUGUUUCGCUUUGUUCCGUUACUGAUCCGCCCCGGUAUGUCGAAUUUUCAGUAUUCAUGUGUUUUUGUUGCUCUGUACAGCCAGAUUUCUAUACCUUUAUAUUUGCCAAUGAAGUUUACGAAAAUCAGUAUUUUAAAGUUUUGAAAAACAAAACUAAAUUCUGCACUGCAGGUAUAACUGGUUUACUAACUGGGGUCAUUCUCACAAAAACUGUCAAGGAGGGUCAUAUUUCACUCCAAUAAUCAAAAGAAAGAAUGAAGAAAUUAUAUUUUGCUUGAAAAAAAUUAAGCCAAUUUUUAGGACCAUCACAGGCAUUAUUUUAUUAAUAAUUUAACACACUCCCUUCAAUUGUCUAUAUCAUUUUGUAAGUAUACACUGAUUUUAAUUUAUGCCAUAAAUUUUAAUUCAUGAUGAUUUUAAUAAACAAAAAAGACAGGAUGGUUUUCAUUACUAUAUUACAGUAAUGAGAGAACUUGGGCAAAAAAUGCUUAAUUGUCAUGAUUAUCUGAUGCUCGGUCUUUAAAUAAUACUUUAUUUUCUUCAUGCAAAAUAUAUAUUUAUUUCACCUCUUGACUUUUUUUUUUUUUGGUGUGAAAUAUGACCUGGGUAUUUCUUUGUGAGACUUACAAGAUACUUAAUGCCUCAAUUUUAAAAUACCAUUCAGUAUUUUUGUCUUGUUAAACAGGCAAUCUGUUGGUUAACAUUGCCUCAUUUUCCCAUCUGAUUGUUUGUCUGCCUUAUGAAGGAAAUUAGAUUGCACUUCAUUAUUAAGAAUUAAUGAUUCAAUAUCAUAUGAAUCAUUAAUUAUGGAAAUAUUCAUAGGAAUGCUUAUUGUCAUUUAACAGUUGAAUAUAAUUUAAACUGUUCACUUGUAAUGAACUACUCGACUAAUCAAUAAUUCAAAUUAUAUUGUAAUUCUAUUGAGAGAAAAUGUUUUGUAUUAAGCACUCCAAAAUAUUUGUCGGUAACUGUUAAAAAAAAAAUGUAAAGAUACUUUUCACAAUCAUGACAGCAUAUGAAAACAAAAAAAAACGUCAGUCAGGAAAACGUCAUUGUCAUUUCAACCUCAAAGGCAGUUUCACCUGUUCAUUUAUCUUUGUGUGGCUUUACGUUGUAACGUGUCAGUCUGUGUUCAUAGGACAUGCUCUAAGGAACUGCACACCCACAGCCUUAUGCAAGACCGCCAAGCUGUAAGUGCCAUUCACAAAUGUUAACAUAGUGCUCCACAGUCACACUGGACAAUCUAGACUUUAGUCUGCUGGCCAAGAAUUUAAAGGCAAAUAAUGUGUGUCAACAUUGGUCAAAAACCCAACCCAACAGAUUUGACAAAUUUACAAAAAGAUUAAAGUUUGUAACACUGCCCUCUACCUGUGAUAAUUAAAAUGGCGACUUUACAACUUUUCACUUUGCGCUCCUAAAGGUUUUUAGUAUUUAGAAAAGUUGUUUUCUCUCUCCUAGCCCACUUUGGUGAAGUAUUGCCAAUUUAAUUUUGGUAUUAAAACAAAAAAAAAAAAACAAAAAAAAAAAAUGAUACAAUAUAUUUAGACCUACCAAACUAAACCAAGUCAAAUUUUUAACACAGUGCUUAUAAAUUAGGCAAGUAUGGGCAUAUUUCAGACACUUUCAUUCAGAAAUCCUAAAUUGUCCGCUUUAGACAACUUUAUUCUUCUUUUAUUAUUCAGUUUGAAAUCAUAAUAGCUUAAAACAAGUAAUACACACAAGCCAAUUAGUAGUAAACUAAAGAAUAAUUUGAUGAAUGAUGAUUAAAGAAAUGUACUUGAAAUGUAUGAACCAUAGGGUUGUAUGGAUAAGGAAGCCCAUAUUCAUCAUCAACGUGUUCUCUCUGUUAUUAAGAUUUCCAAGGUGCAUGGCUCUAUAGAUUAAACAAAAUCUAUCAUUGCAAAGUCAUACAACAGGAAAAUAUGGACCGCAUGUAAUAUGACUGUGAAGUGCACAAUGAAAGCAGCACUUUGGAAGAGGCGCAUAGGAUUAAUGUUUUAGUUGAUUGUGUCUGAGCAGACCUUACAGUAUUAUUCAUUUCAAUGUAUUUCAAAAUGUUUAUUCUUUGUGUUUAUGCAUGUGUAUAUUGUGUAAUACCAUCAGUAUUAUUGUCAUUGACAAAUGUUUCAUUUGUAGAACCUUUUUAUAUACGUCUUAUUUUUGUAUUGCUUUAUUUAUUGCGUGUGUAUUACACAAUGUUGUAGUUUAACACAAUGUAUUUUAGAUUGAAUUUCAGUGCCACGAAGGAGGAUAAACCCUGAUAUACAGUAUAUAAAUCCAACCUCACAGUAUUAGUUUUAUAACUUCAAGUUAUUUUGUAAUACUACCACAGAAAGUCAAACAGGCAGACAUUUGCACCCAUUGUUUUGUUUUUGUUUUGUUUUUUUCUUAAACCCUACAGCUUCACAUUAAUUAAUAGUAAAUGACCCUUAAACCUGUGAUAAAGAGCAUGGAUUCAUGUUGUUGUACUGGUGUUGAAAUUACCAUUUUGGAACCAAAAUAAGUCAACCCAUUUCAUCUACAUUUGUUUUCAUUUGUGCCAACCUUGCAUUGUGUGUGUAAAUGUCACAUUUUUCACGAGGUGAUGAUGAACCUACUUGUAAGAUUUUUCUUCCUUUGUUUCCUUUUAUGAUGCCCCAUAAAAUAAAAUGAAGUGAAGCACCA